UCAGCAGAAGAAUAUUAGACCUCACCUUGGAGAUCAUCUCCCUGCUGAGCGGAGAGGAUUACACCAUAGUGAAGAAGACAUCGGGGGGGACUCCCAUCAUCCAUGAGUCAGGAGACUGGAGCAGGAUCCCCAUCACAGAGCCUCCCCCCCUGAUACAUGAGCAGAAGAUCCUAGAACUCACCCACAAGAUGAUGGAGCUGCUGACUGGAGAGGUUUCUAUAGGUUGUCAGGAUGUGGCUGCCUCUGUCUUCAUGGAGGAGUGGGAGUACAUAGAAGGACAUGAGGAUCUGUACGAGGACGCCAUGAUGAAGGCUCCCCGGCCUCUGACAUCACCAGAUUCUCAUUCCAAGAGGAGAACUCCCCCCAAGAGAUGUCCCCGUCCUCUGUAUUCCCAGAACUGUCCAGAGGAGAAGCUGCCAGAGAACUAUCAGGAUGAAAAUCUGAUUGAUAUUAAGGUUGAGGUUAAAGAAGAAGCAAAAGAGGAGACGGAUUUAUGGGGCGAUCAGCAGUAUGGACUCUUAGAAAGAAACCCCCCCGAGAGAUGUCUCCGUCCUCUGUAUUCCCAGGACUGUCCAGAGGAGAAGCUCCCAGAGAACCAUCAGGAUGAAAAUCCGAUGUAUAUUAAGGUUGUGGUUAAAGAUGAACCAGAAGAGGAGACUGAUUUAUGGGGCGAUCAGCAGAAUGGAAUCAUAGAAGGAAAUCCCCCCGAGAGCUGUCCCCGUCCUCUGUAUUCCCAGGACUGUCCAGAGGAGAAGCUCCCAGAGAACCAUCAGGUUGAGGUUAUGGAAGAAGCAGAAGUGAAGAUGGAUUUAUGGGGCGAUCAUCAGUAUGCACUCAGAGAAAGAAAUCCCCCCGAGAGUUGUCCUCGUCCUCUGUAUUCCCAGGACUGUCCAGAGGAGAAGCCCCCAGAGAACCAUCAGAUGACAAAUCAGGGGGAAGAUCUGACUGAUAUUAAAGUGGAGGAUGAAGAAAAGCGGUUGAUGGGCGAUCCCCUGUGUAAGAGUGAGGUGGAGGAGGACAUUCCAGUCCAUGUGACCACAGAAAAUUCCAAUAAGAAAUCUGAUGGAAGGUUUAUGUUAUCACCAGAUUAUAAAGUAGAAGAUGAAGAUAUCGGGCAGUGCUCUUUAGGAGAAAACCUCAUUACCCAUAAUGUCCAUCCAAGACUUCACAGUACAGAUCUAUCAUAUAAUGCUCCUGGGCAGAAAGAUGGUCACUAUGGUAAAUUUGGAAAACCGUUAACAUAUAGCUCAACAAUUUUUGGGCACAGAAGAGUUGACACAGAAGAGAAGUCGUAUUCCUGUUCAGAAUGUGGGAAAUAUUUCGUAUAUAAAUCACAUCUUGUUAACCACGAGAAAAUUCACACAAAAGAGAAGCCCUAUUCAUGUUCAGAAUGUGGGAAAUGUUUUAAAAAUAAAUCAAGCUGCUUCAAACAUGAAAGAAUUCACAGAGGGGAAAAGCCAUUUCCAUGUUUUGAUUGUGGAAAAUGUCUUGCUAGUAAAUCAAGUCUUAUUAUACAUAAGAAGAUUCACACAGGAGAGAAGCCAUUUUCAUGUUCAGAAUGUGAGAAAUGCUUUAUAAAUAAAGCAGACCUUGUUAUACAUGAGAGAAGUCACACAGGAGAGAAACCAUAUUUGUGUAAACAGUGUGGCAAAUCUUUUACAUGUAAAUCAAAUAUUGUGAAACAUGAGCGAAUUCACACAGGAGAGAAGCUAUUCUCAUGUUCAGAAUGUGAGAAAUGCUUUAUAUAUAAAUCAAAUCUUGUUGAACAUCAGAGAUCUCACACAGGAGAGAAGCCAUAUUCAUGCUCAGAAUGCGGGAAAAGUUUUAUAAAUAAAUCACAUCUUGUUAGACAUGAGCGAAUUCACACAGGAGAGAAGCCAUUUUCAUGCUCAAAAUGUGGGAAAUGUUUUACAAAUAAAUCAAGUCUUGUUGUACAUCAGAGAUAUCACACAGGAGAGAAGCCAUAUUCAUGCUCAAAAUGUGGGAAAUGUUUUAAAGAAAAUUUUUAUCUUGUUUUACAUGAGCAAGAUCACACAGUACAGAAGCCAUUUUCAUGUUCAGAAUGUGAGAAAUCCUUUCUAGAUAAAUCAGCUCUUGUUAUACAUCAGAGAUGUAAAUCUGAAGGGGCUGAGAACGAUGUAAGGAAACGCAAGACGACAUCGGGGUUUUACUUUACACACAAGGCCGCUCUAGUUGUGUUACCUCCACAGAACAGGGACCACAUGAAGGUUUCCUGA
Molecule: messenger RNA, 2237 nt
Organism: Bufo gargarizans (Asiatic toad)
Lineage: Eukaryota; Metazoa; Chordata; Amphibia; Anura; Bufonidae
Product: zinc finger protein 397-like
Exons: 13
Coding region: 189-2237 (682 amino acids)
Biological process (GO): central nervous system development; regulation of transcription by RNA polymerase II
Cellular component (GO): nucleus
Molecular function (GO): RNA polymerase II cis-regulatory region sequence-specific DNA binding; DNA-binding transcription factor activity, RNA polymerase II-specific
Source: RefSeq, a predicted model, not a curated record